AGGCUACAUACAGAUCACAUCCUGCUUGUUCUAGGGGACCAUUAGGCCUCAAGAGGGAUUGUCCCUCUUCAUCAGCCAACCUCUCCACUUGCCUCACCACUUCACCAAGACCAUGAGUACUGGUGGGCACAGCAACCAUUCUUUAGAUUUCUUCAAUGGCACACCGUGGUUUAUCUAUGAAUGCUCAAUUGAGCUCAACACGAACUCCCGGCGUGUUGCCCUCUUCCUCAUUUACCUUUUCAUCUUCGUCGUGGGCCUGUUCGAGAACAUGUUGGUCGUCUGGGUCAACUGGCGGCGGCGGCACUCAGCCAAUGGGGUCCUAUUCUGUAUUAUCAAUGUGAGCCUUUCGGACCUGAUGGUGAUUGUGAUCUUGCCUUUCUUCAUGAUGGAGAUAACUGUGAACAGCGUGUGGCUGUGGGGCCGCUUCCUCUGCAAGGUCACCCACCUCAUCUAUGUGGUCAACUUCUACAGCAGCUCCCUCUUCCUAGCCUGCAUGACCCUGGAGCGCUACCUGUCCCUAACCAGGCCCUCCUCUCGAGCACGCUUCCCCGUGGCAGGCCGGAGACGCUGGCUCCUCUGUGGAGGCCUGUGGCUCCUCUCUUUUUUCCUGGCCAUACUGGAAAACGUUCACGUGGACCUUCUGGAGUGGGACGAGCCAGGCUGUUACAUGAUACCAGAACACCUUGGCUGGUACACUUGUGUGACCUUCAUAUCCCUGUUUUUCCAAUUCGUGGGGCCCGCCACUGUCAUCAUCACCUGUAACGUGCUGAUUGCCAGAGCAGUUCGCAAAGCGCCAGACGUGGAGGGCCACAGGGAUGUGUGGCUGGUGCAUGUAUACUCACUGGUGUUCGUGAUGUGCUGGAUACCAUACCACCUGGUGAUGUUUCUGAUGACCAUAGAUGACCUGGACCCCUUCCUCUUCAGCUGUAACACAGUAGAGCUCAUGUACUUCUCACACAGCGUGGUGCAGUGUCUGUCAUUUUUCCACUGCAUCGCCAAUCCUAUUCUUUACAACUUCCUCAGCAAGAGUUUCCAGAACAACCUCAUCAAUAUGGUGGUGGACUACAUACCAAGAGAGGCCCCUCCAGUGACUGAAGUCCAGGUUAGUUCAGGGGCCCAUCGUAAUGCCACCAACAAAGGAAGGACCAAGCAAGAGAAGCGAAGACCUAGUAACACGAGCACCAGCCACUCAGAUGUUGGAACAUAAGAAAAUACUCAAUGUCUAAGUUUAAGUUACAUCCUCACAAAGAACACACUAAAACAGUUUGUUUAGUUAUGAAGGAUAACGCAAGGAUAGGUAGAUUCUUAUUAAUGGAGGUUAACUGAGGCCAAUCUUGUGUGUUAUUUCACUCUGGUAAUGUUUAAUGUCUGUGGUGCAUUUUUUGUCUGGUAUGUAAAAGACAGUCUUGACACCUUUCAUCAUCAACCUCCUUGAUUUGUCUGUUUUGUUUUCAUUUGGCACAUCACCGGUGUGAAAAGACAAGAAACACUUUUUCCCCCCCUUCAAGUUGAUGAAGUCUCACAGGAACUCUCGGCAGAAGGAAUGCUGGUGAUAUAACAGGAAUGUCUGGAAGCAGAUCUGUUGUCUGACCAGUGCAAGAUAAGACCAAUUCUCAAACCAGCUUAGAGUAAACAUUCUGAAAUUGUGGCAGCAUAAUAGUGGAUAGAAUUUUUUUUUCUUUGUCAUCAUUUAUGAAUAGUUAAACAGGUUUAAUCUUAGCAUACAAUGAAUGAUUUUUGAUACUGCUGUACUCUGUAUGUGCUUUAAUAUGGAUGCCUUUAACGUUUAAUAAAACUACAUCAAACAGUAUUUGCAUAUUUGCACCCAGUUAAACAAGAAAAUGGC
This is a messenger RNA of Lampris incognitus (smalleye Pacific opah), 1846 nucleotides long. RefSeq names its product G protein-coupled receptor 182 (gene ackr5). Gene Ontology annotation, cellular component: membrane. The coding region runs from base 113 to 1207 and encodes 364 amino acids. NCBI's taxonomy places the organism in Eukaryota, Metazoa, Chordata, Actinopteri, Lampriformes, Lampridae. The record is from RefSeq and is a predicted model, not a curated record. The transcript is spliced from 2 exons. Gene Ontology annotation, biological process: G protein-coupled receptor signaling pathway. Gene Ontology annotation, molecular function: G protein-coupled receptor activity.